CCUCGUUUGUCUCUCUCAGGCUGCGGACGUCGACCAUGGUGAGGGAACAGUGGCGACCGUCUUCUACCGUGUCCCCGGAGGGCACAGAAAACGCCGGGUACGAAGGAGAUGAACAAAAUGAACAGAAACGACCUGUGCCUGAUUUCUCUGCGGUCACCGUGUCGUCAGAAAAGGCGGACAGCCGACCCGCACGAGAGCAGUGGUCCAACGGCCACGAAUUCCUGCUCUCCUGCAUCUCCAUGGCGGUCGGCGUCGGAAACGUCUGGCGCUUUCCCUUCGUGGCUCUGGACAACGGCGGCGGGGCCUUCCUGGUGCCGUACAUCUUCGUGCUCAUCUUUAUCGGCAAGCCCCUCUACUACAUGGAAUUCUGCCUUGGCCAGUUCGCCUCCUACGGCUCGGUGAAGGUGUGGGAGAUCUCGCCGGCGUUUCGAGGUAUUGGGUAUGGUCAGGCUAUAUCUACCUGGGCCGUGUCUACCUUCUACGUCAGUCUGAUGGGCCUCUGCGUCUUCUACUUCUUCGCCUCCUUCAGGACGGUUUUGCCCUGGUCCACGUGCGGCGUCUGGGCGGCCGACGUGUGCGUGGAUUCUACGAGGAACGUCACCUUCGGGAAGAACACCACUUACGUCACGGCGGCCGAGGAGUACUUCGUCAAGGAGGUGCUGCAGACCGAUCCCUUGGGCCUCCAGGGCGGCAUGGGAGCUCCCGAGUGGCGCCUCUCCCUGUGCCUGCUCUUCUCGUGGCUCCUGCUCUUCGUGGUGCAAUGCAAGGGCGUGAAGAGCUCUGGCAAGGCCGCCUAUUUCACCGCCCUCUUCCCUUACUUGGUUCUCUUCAUCAUGCUGAUCCGAGGAGUGACCUUGCCCGGGGCUUCGAAGGGAAUUCUGUUCUUCAUCACACCGCGAUGGGAAAAGCUCUUGGAACCGGGGGUAUGGUACGCUGCGGUCGACCAGGCCUUCUUCAGCCUGUCCGUGGGCUUCGGCGUGAUCAUCAUGCUGGCUUCCUACAAUGACUUCCGCCACAACGUCUACCGCGACGCCACCAUCAUCUCCUUCGCCGACACCUUCACGUCGCUCCUCGCUGGAUUCACCAUCUUCGCCAUCCUGGGCCAUCUCGCCGAGCUCCUGGGGGUGGAGGUCGAGGACGUGGUCAAGGGCGGAGGGACGUCUCUGGCCUUCGUGAGCUACCCAGACGUCUUGGCUAGGUUCCAGUACGUCCCCCAGCUGUUCUCGGUGCUGUUCUUCCUCAUGCUGUUCACCCUUGGGGUGGGAAGCGCCGCUGCAUACAAUGGCUGCGUCAUAACUAUCAUCUGCGACCAGUUUCCGCACGUAAAGCGGUGGCUAGUGACGCUGGGCGUGUGUGUAGUCGGCUUCUUCGUGGGGCUCCUAUACGUGACGCCUCAGGGACAGCAUAUCCUCACUCUCGUCAACCAUUAUGGAGGAGGUGUGUCGAUCAUCUUCCUAAUGAUCCUGGAGUUGAUGGCAGUGAUGUGGGUCUACGGCUUCUCCAACUUCAUCAGGGACAUCGAGUUCAUGUUGAAGAGAAAGACUGGUCUCUACUGGAAAAUCUGCUGGAUCUUCUUCAACCCCCUUUUCCUCGGCGUAGUUUUCAUCUACAGCCAGAUCGUGGCAAAACCUCUUACAUACGGGUCUUACGUCUUCGGUUCCCUAGAAACAGGAAUGGGUCUGGCACUAGCAGCGUUUGCAUGCCUCAUGGUGCCAAUCUUUUUCGUCGUGGAACUAAUGAAAAUACGAAGUGGUGCCUCCUCCUGGUGGGACGCCAUCAAACAGACCUUCAAACCUUCUGCAGAGUGGUGUCCCAGCGACCCCGUCAUGCGGCAGCAGUACAGAAUAUUCAGGGCCUCUAAAACGCUAACCCCAGAGGGCAUCGACAAUCCGAUAGUGGCGAAGUACCAGAUGCAAAUUAGAAAUAGAAAUAAAUAGGCUUAUGUUCGGUCCCCAGAGUGUG
This is a messenger RNA of Penaeus chinensis, 1962 nucleotides long. RefSeq names its product sodium-dependent nutrient amino acid transporter 1-like. The record is from RefSeq and is a predicted model, not a curated record. The transcript has 8 exons. Bases 36 to 1937 code for a protein of 633 amino acids. Gene Ontology annotation, molecular function: L-amino acid transmembrane transporter activity. Gene Ontology annotation, cellular component: membrane. NCBI's taxonomy places the organism in Eukaryota, Metazoa, Arthropoda, Malacostraca, Decapoda, Penaeidae. Gene Ontology annotation, biological process: sodium ion transmembrane transport.